Molecule: messenger RNA, 705 nt
Organism: Cylindrotheca closterium
Lineage: Eukaryota; Bacillariophyta; Bacillariophyceae; Bacillariales; Bacillariaceae
Source: the annotation of a GenBank genome assembly
AUGUCCAUCUCAAAGAUCACCUUCCUCUGUGUACUCUUGAUUGCUGUCUUCUCGUCAAGGAGUGCUUUAGCAUUUACUGGAAACCAAUGUUUGAAGUCUAAUCGUGAUUCGUUGAGCAGAGUUUCUUCUCGAGGGAGAAGUUUUGAAGCCAGCAAAACUUUGGCGAUAGUCCAUAACAAGGAUUAUUAUACCGGUCACUAUCACUACCAUGCCCCAAUUCACACUCUGGUUCAGACCGAAGCUGCCACUAGAGAGAAAAACUUUGUUUCGAGAAUGAUUCCUUCACAGCUAUCCAAUUUGUUUCACUUCGACAAGUCCAAGGCUGCCUCGAUGGGAGUUGCCUUCGCAAUGACCUACAAUUUCAUCAGCAAUAUCAAUGGCUCGAUAACGUUAUCGACCGCAUGGUACAUUGCAUCUGCACGAACUGGACUCUCCCCACUUGUGGCUGGUCAAUGGAAGUCACUCAUGUCUGCCUAUGGUAGUCUAUAUCUCUUGGUCACCAUCAUGAGACCCCUGCGAUUUGCCAUGGCACUAUCGCUCACCAAACAUACCGAACGAUUGAUUGAGGAAACUCAAUCUAGGUUGGGAUGCGCUCGACCUAUUGCCGUUGGCGUAGAUGUCGUCAUGGGACUUGUUCUGUGGCUUAGUACAAUGGCAGGAGGCGUCUUGACUGCUAGUGCGCUAUCUGGUGUUCCCGUCUUGUAA